This is a messenger RNA of Drosophila busckii, 873 nucleotides long. Its product is annotated as tetratricopeptide repeat protein 25. NCBI's taxonomy places the organism in Eukaryota, Metazoa, Arthropoda, Insecta, Diptera, Drosophilidae. Gene Ontology annotation, molecular function: protein binding. The record is from RefSeq and is a predicted model, not a curated record. The transcript is spliced from 2 exons. Gene Ontology annotation, cellular component: cytoplasm. The coding region runs from base 1 to 795 and encodes 264 amino acids.
AUGCCACGAAAAAAGGCAAAAGUAGACACAAUUGAAGAGAUUGAGACAAACAUUAAAUUGCUUUGUGAUCAAUCCAACAAUCAUAUGAAAGUACGUGAAUACUAUAAGGCGUUGACGGGCUAUAAUCAGGCUCUGGAGCUGAACAAUACGGACAUCAAUGCUUUAAUCUCGCGCAGCAAAUGUUAUUUGCUGCUAGGCGAGUCGUCCAAGGCUUUGCAAGAUGCAGAAACUGCCUUGGGCGAAGAUAAAAACAAUAUACGUGCCAUCUACCAAAAGGCCGAGUCGCUUUAUUAUCUGGGACAGUUUGAGCAGAGUCUUAUGUUCUUUCAUCGUGGACUGCGCGCACGUCCGGAGCUGGCUUUGUUUCGUUUGGGCGUGCAGAAGACACAGGAGGCCAUUGAGAAUACUAUAGGCACCAAAACACGUGCAGGUCAAACGCUGCCACCCACUAAAGCCAGCAAAGCGCGCAAGUCCGGAGAUAAUACGCCCAAGUCACAGCUGAACAGCUCCAGGCCGCAGACAGUGCGUCAGAAGCCCACAAAAGCGGAUUUGGAACGACGUAAUGCGCGUAAGCUGCUGGGUGAGCUGUGCGUGGAUAAGGAGUACUUGGAGAAGCUGCUGCAGCAUCCGGAUCUAGUGCGUGCCGAUACCAAUACUGAGAAUAUAUCCGCGCUGGCCAAGGAGGCAGUGUCCUUUUUGAAUAAACGUCAGGAGUUUUGGCGACAGCAGCGUCCGUGCACAGCUUUGCCCAAUCACAAGAAUCUCCCCAAUGAUGCGCUGCCCAAGUGGUUCUAAAAAUAUUAUUAACAAGUCUUGUGCGUUGAGUUUUUGUUUUGAUUAAGUCAAACCCAACUGUUAUUCAUUAUAGUAUAU